Rotaria sp. Silwood2 is the source of this 708-nucleotide messenger RNA. The record is from the annotation of a GenBank genome assembly. NCBI's taxonomy places the organism in Eukaryota, Metazoa, Rotifera, Eurotatoria, Philodinida, Philodinidae.
AUGACUGUUUUUCCUUUUCAUAUUGUUGACGAUCAAUCCUUUCCAUAUGAUUCAAUCACUUAUCCUGGACUGAGCGGUAGAGGAGCAUUCGAUCUAAAUCAUAUCUAUUCCCAAGCUGACAUCACUGAAUUACUUGAAUUCGCUCGACAACGCGGUAUUCGAGUUUUUAUUGAAUUCGAUUCACCAGCUCACAGUCGAUCAUGGGGUCGUGCAUAUGACAUACUGACCAAAUGUUAUAGUGGAGAACAGCCGAAUCAUAAACAGGGACCUAUGGAUCCCAGUCGAAAUACGACAUUUGAAUUUCUUAAAAACUUUUUCUAUGAAGUCGCUCAGAUUUUUCCCGAUCGUUAUGUUCACUUGGGCGCCGAUGAAGUCUAUUUUGAUUGUUGGUAUUUGAACUAUAUUUCAUAUGGUGAAGAUUGGCACAAAUAUUAUAUGUGUGAUCCACUUAAUUUUACAGGAACCGAAGAGCAAAAGAAAUUGGUCAUGGGUGGUGAAGCUUAAUUUGUCGAUUCGACCAACGUUAUAUCAACGACAUGGCCUCGAGCAUCAGCAGCUGCCGAACGUUUGUGGUCGUCGGCAGAUGUGAAUGAUGUAAAAGAAGCAAUUCCUCGACUUGAAGAACAUCGCUGCCGGUAUUUACGACGAGGAAUUCCGGCUGCACCAGUCAAUGGACCCAGCUACUGUCGAACUGAAUAUAAUGACUGA